ACGUCGCCCGAGAAGUUCGGGGAGGGAGGAGCUCGGACCGCCGGGGCUCGGGCGGCUGGCGCGCCUAGGAGGGCCAGGUGGGGCGAGGAAGCUCCUCCUCGACGCGUCGCCGCAGCCCAACUUGACCCCGGCCCCCGGGAAAGUCCGCUCGGGCUCCAAAGAGCAGCGGCUGGCGUGGGCCGCGCGGGCGAUGGGCUGCCUCGUGACCUAGUCCCCGGCGGCUGGCAGGGCCCGGCCGCUCCACCUCGGGCACGGGGGGCGGGUCCCGGCGCCCGAGCGCGGCCGAGGAGCCCCGGAAGCCUCCGAAGCGGCGGGCACACCCAGAGCCGGCCGGCGGCCCGAGCGCCCGCGCCGCGCGCGACCAUGAGCCGGGAGGCCAUCUGCAGCGCCCUGCCCACCAUUCCCUACCACAAGCUCGCCGACCUGCGCUACCUGAGCCGCGGCGCGUCGGGCACCGUGUCGUCCGCCCGCCACGCAGACUGGCGCGUCCAGGUGGCCGUGAAGCACCUGCACAUCCACACCCCGGUGCUCGACAGUGAAAGAAAUGAUGUUUUAAGAGAAGCUGAAAUUUUACACAAAGCUAGAUUUAGUUACAUCCUUCCAAUUUUGGGAAUUUGCAAUGAGCCUGAAUUUUUGGGAAUAGUUACGGAAUACAUGCCAAAUGGAUCAUUAAAUGAACUCCUACAUAGGAAAAUGGAAUAUCCUGUUGUUGCUUGGCCACUGAGAUUUCGCAUUCUGCAUGAAAUUGCACUGGGUGUAAAUUACCUGCACAAUAUGAAUCCUCCUCUACUUCAUCAUGACUUGAAGACUCAGAAUAUCUUAUUGGAUAAUGAAUUUCAUGUUAAGAUUGCAGAUUUUGGUUUAUCAAAAUGGCGUAUGAUGUCCCUCUCACAAUCACGAAGUAGUAAAUCUUCACCAGAAGGAGGGACAAUUAUCUAUAUGCCACCUGAGAACUAUGAACCUGGACAAAAAUCAAGGGCCAGUGUCAAGCAUGAUAUAUAUAGCUAUGCAGUUAUCACAUGGGAAGUCUUAUCCAGAAAACAGCCUUUUGAAGAAGUCACCAAUCCUUUGCAGAUCAUGUAUAGUGUGUCACAAGGACAUCGACCUGACACUAAUGAAGAAAAUUUACCAUUGGAUAUACCUCAUCGAGCACUCAUGAUCUCUCUAAUAGAAAGUGGAUGGGCACAAAAUCCAGAUGAAAGACCAUCUUUCCUAAAAUGUUUAAUAGAACUUGAACCAGUUCUGAGGACAUUUGAAGAGAUAACUUUUCUUGAAGCUGUUAUUCAACUAAAGAAAACAAAGUUACAGAGUACUUUGAGCACUAUUCACUUAUGCGACAAGAAGGAAAUGGUGUCAUCUCUGAACAUACCUGUAACUCAUGAGCCACAAGAGGAAUCGUGUGGAUCCUCUCAGCUCCAUAAAACUAGUGGUUCUACUGGAGCCUCAAAGUCCCUGUCAGCGUCUCAAGACAGUGAUUUUUUACCUAGAAAAACUCAAGACUUCUCUACGCUGUAUCACUAUCCAGUAAAUCACAGUUGUGAUAGUCACAUUUCUGUAGCUCAAAAGGUGACCUGUUGUGAUCACAGGACCGCCCCAUGCUCUUUAGCAGUAAUAAAUCCACUCUCAGCUGAGGGAAAUUCAGAGCGAUUACAGCCUGGCGUAGCCCAACAGUGGAUCCAGAGCAAAAGGGAAGACAUUGUGAGCCAGAUGACAGAAGCCUGCCUUAACCAGUCGCUGGAUGCUCUUCUGUCCAGGGACUUGAUCAUGAAGGAGGACUAUGAACUCAUUAGUACCAAACCUACAAGAACCUCAAGGGUCAGACAGUUACUGGACACCACUGACAUUCAAGGAGAAGAAUUUGCCAGAGUUAUAGUACAAAAGUUGAAAGAUAACAAGCAAAUGGGUCUUCAGCCUUACCCGGAAAUACUUGUGGUUUCUCUAUCACAAUCUUUAAAUUUAUGUCAAAAUAAAAGCUUGUAAGUGACUCUCUUUCAAGAAGAAAAGUUAUUCUAUGAGAGUAUUUUAUAUUUCUGUUGCCUUUAUCAUAUUGUUUUUACAAAAUCCACAUGAGUAUUAGAAGCUUUAAUGGAGUUUCUUCCUCAGGUAAAUAUUAGUCUUCUCCUGUGACAUUACAGUUUUUUGGGUUUUUUUAAUUAAUAGAGUAGAAAGUUUGCAUUUUGCUAGAUAGUUCAGUUUGUCUCUUUGGUUAAUUGAAAUUAGUUUUCAAAUAUAAUGUCAUUCUUGUACAUAACAAUGUCUUACAGUAUCAUGCAUUUCUCAUGGAAGCCAUUUUCAUAUUCACUUUCUUUUGGAUUAUUUAUUACUUGUCUCAGAUACAGUUUGGCUUUUUGAAAUGUAACCUUUAAAUUAGAGAUAGUGCAGCAUUUCUCAUGCGUAGUCCCAGGUUCAAAUCCUCUCCAAAAAAGUUGUUCAUUAAACUUUAUUAUCCAGAUUACA
Panthera uncia (snow leopard) is the source of this 2457-nucleotide messenger RNA. RefSeq names its product receptor interacting serine/threonine kinase 2 (gene RIPK2). The record is from RefSeq and is a predicted model, not a curated record. Gene Ontology annotation, cellular component: cytoplasm. The transcript has 11 exons. Gene Ontology annotation, molecular function: JUN kinase kinase kinase activity; ATP binding. Gene Ontology annotation, biological process: positive regulation of apoptotic process; innate immune response; protein phosphorylation. Bases 364 to 1980 code for a protein of 538 amino acids. Lineage: Eukaryota; Metazoa; Chordata; Mammalia; Carnivora; Felidae.